Molecule: messenger RNA, 683 nt
Organism: Helianthus annuus (common sunflower)
Lineage: Eukaryota; Viridiplantae; Streptophyta; Magnoliopsida; Asterales; Asteraceae
Product: 40S ribosomal protein S19-3
Exons: 4
Coding region: 73-504 (143 amino acids)
Biological process (GO): ribosomal small subunit assembly; translation
Cellular component (GO): ribosome; cytosolic small ribosomal subunit
Molecular function (GO): RNA binding; structural constituent of ribosome
Source: RefSeq, a predicted model, not a curated record
UCAAAACUUCGGAAGAAACCCUAGCUUAUAUAUCUUUGUAUACAGGUCGAAAGUGCCAACGCAGCAGCUACAAUGGCGACGGCGAGAACUGUGAAGGAUGUUUCCCCUCAUGAAUUCGUUAAGGGUUACGCCGCUCACCUCAAACGAUCUGGAAAGAUGGAGCUUCCUGAAUGGACUGAUAUUGUGAAGACUGCUACUUUUAAGGAACUUGCCCCCUAUGACCCUGACUGGUAUUAUAUUCGAGCUGCUUCUAUUGCUAGGAAAAUUUAUCUGAGGGGUGGUAUUGGUGUUGGUGCGUUCCAGAGAAUCUAUGGUGGGCGUAAGAGGAACGGUAGUGCUCCACCACAUUUCUGCAAAAGCAGCGGUGGUAUCAUUCGUCAUAUCCUUCAACAACUGGAAACAAUGAAAAUCAUUGAUAUGGAUCCCAAGGGAGGGAGAAGAAUCACUUCAAGUGGUCGGCGGGACCUUGAUCAAGUUGCUGGGCGAAUUGUUGUUGCUGUUUGAUUCCAGUCAUAUUUUUUUAUGUUAUGUAGCUUAUACAUUUAGCAUGAAGGAACAAAUUUUGGUUGUUUUUUGUUUGGUGCAUUUGUGGAUUUGGCUUUCUGUUUUGAAUAUCAGUACUUGUAUGAGUUAAUUCACUGUAUUCAUGUUUGAGUUAAUUUAGAAGUUGGCUUCAUGUGAAA